This is a messenger RNA of Entrophospora candida, 399 nucleotides long. Lineage: Eukaryota; Fungi; Glomeromycota; Glomeromycetes; Entrophosporales; Entrophosporaceae. The record is from the annotation of a GenBank genome assembly.
AUGGCAUGCGAACUAGAAACUCCAAGGAGUGAUGACACUGGAACAAUUGGAAACAGAGGCGGUAAUUAUUUUAGAGGUCAAAGAUCUCGUAAUUAUAAUAAUCAAAAACCGCAAGAAAGAUUUCAGAGAAAUCAACAACAACAAUAUAAUCAUGGGAAUAGUGGAUAUAACAACAGACCACAAAGACAAAAUUAUAAUAAUUAUUACCGUGGCGGUGGCAAUGGAAGAGGGCAAUAUAGAAAUAGCAACUAUAGAGGUGGAAAUAGGGGUGGAAGAAGGGGUGGAGGUUUUAAUAAAUAUCAAUCACCAAAACAUCAAAACGUCGAUAUUAGUAAAUAUUAUCACAAAUCCUUCUUUGAAGAUCCUUGGGCUGAUUUAGAAGCAAAAGAAAUCAUUUGA